AAGAAAAAGAAAAAGGAGAAAAAAGCGUUAAUAGUACUCUUUGUCCAUUUCGAUACGCCAUAGUUAGUAUAAACUUCCUCCAGUCAGAAUUAAUCCAAACAUAACUCAAGAAAUCUGUCAUUCAUUUUGACGUUUUUGCCUAGGAUAUCUAACUACGAUGCUUGGUGCAGUAUUUCAAAAUUAAAAUAUUUGCUUGAAACGAGGCUUCUCUCAGAAGAAUCCCUACUCUUGACCAAUCAGCGACGUAGACUUCGGCUCCGAACUUCGCCUUGCCUCUCGGAAAAAUCCCGUGUGCCCUAACUGCCGAAAAACACCUCACAGAUUUUCAAAACGAACAAAAACGUCACAAAAUGUCGUCAUGAUAUUUGCACGAAGUCUUCCGAACUGUUUUGGAUGGGAAGCAUGCGGACGCUGAAGCAUCUGUGGUUGCAACCCAGUCUAAAUUGGGUUGUUGGUUAGGUUAGGGACGUCCCAAUGAGCCCGAGUAGCACUAACCAUUUCAUCUGUCGCACUGCUAACGUUAGCUGCUUGAGAGUGACUUUCAACCGUUUGCUAGAUGUUGGACAUGAAUUUUCACCACGUGGCAUCGUCUGUGGUGAAAACUCUACUAAUUUCAUUUUAGUGUUUGUGACCACUCGCAGUGGCCAUACAUAUACUUAUGUACAUUCUUUUUUUGGCUCGCUGCCUAAAGGGGUGCGGCUGUCCGAGGCUGUAAACAAUACGUGUACGCCGCCAACCUGGACGGGUGAACAUACAAAACUACAGAGAAGAGGGACUCGCCCUGGACCCUCUGGCCACCUCGGAGAGUCAGAAUCCACCACAGUUCAGCAGCGGCCCUCUGACUUGGAAUAACAGCUAGCUAGCAAGGCAACCCAACUAAUUGAAAACGUUGCAAAUACCGCCAGACAGAGGAAGUUGUUGGAGGAUUAUCAAGGCACGCAUAUUUUCAUCGAGUAGUCUCUGUACACCCUUGAUCAGAUUAGGUAAAUCGCCGCAGUACUGUCUUUGUCUACACUCAUGUACUGUAAAUGUACUGCAGCAAAUGUUUUUUUAUAAGCCCUCAACUCUUUACGAACAUUGAAAAGGUGUGAUUGAUGGCCCAGUACUCAUCACACACACCCCUACAAGCCACCAUGGAGGAUGACCUGAUGUUUAGUAUGGAGGAGGUGGGCAGUGCUCAGCAUAACCCAAGGAAACAGAGAACCCCAGGUCAACAUGCUCCAUCCCUUAGCGAAGCUAAUGAUAGCGGUGAGGACGACUACUACAUCUGUCCCAUCACAGACGACCCUGUCAGCCAGGCCAAAGACAUCUGUGGCUAUCUGAAGAACCUGGUCCACAGCAAUCAGCUGUCCAACUCUCCCCAAAACUCCUUCAUGUACAAGAAUGAAACAGAAACAGAGAAGGAAACUCCACAACAACGGUCAGUUGAGUUUGGGGCGUUAUCUGACAAUGGACGGGCAGCGUGGAAUAGAGCCUUAGAGAAGGCCAAGGCCAUGCCUGAUCUCUGGGCUGAGUUUCACCUGGAGGAAGUCAAGACAGAGCCAUGCAUACGAUACAGGUACAAGGCUAUCACAGCGGAGUGGUCUCAAGACACAGUGCACAUCAAGAUGUCUGGCCAGCCUUUUGGACGCGGUGCCAUGAGGGAAUGCUUCAGAACGAAGAAGCUGUCUAACUUCUCCCACAGUAGUAACUGGAAGAGUGCGUGUAACUAUGUGACGAAGCGCUACAUGGAGCCUGUGGACAGGGAUGUGUACUUUGAGGAUGUCAGGCUGCAGAUGGAGGCCAAACUCUGGGGAGAAGAGUACAACCGCCACAGGCCACCCAAACAGGUGGACAUCAUGCAGAUGUGUGUGAUUGAGAUGAUGCAGCGUCCAGGUAAACCUCUGUAUCACCUGGAACACUACAUUGAGGGGAAGUACACAAAAUACAACUCCAACUCCGGCUUCGUCAAGGAUGACAACAUCAGGCUCACUCCACAGGUACUUCUUCGUCAAGGACGACAACAUCAGGCUCACUCCACAGGUACUUCUUCGUCAAGGACAACAACAUCAGGCUCACUCCACAGGUACUUCUUCGUCAAGGAUGACAACAUCAGGCUCACUCCACAGGCAUUUAGUCACUUCUCAUUUGAGCGUUCGGCCCACCAGCUGAUCGUGGUGGACAUCCAGGGGGUGGGGGACCUCUACACGGACCCCCAGAUCCACACGGAGAAGGGCAAAGGCUUUGGAAAUGGAAACCUGGGUGUGCGGGGCAUGGCGCUGUUCUUCCACUCCCACCUGUGUAAUAAGAUCUGUAAGAGUAUGGGCCUCACACCCUUUGACCUCUCCACUGCAGAGAAAAGCCAGCUGGACUGCACCAACAGACUGCUGAGGUCGGCCCAGACGGUACUGAGGGGUAGUGAGGAACAGUGUGGUUCAGCUCGUGUUCGUACCAUCUCAGUGGGCCGUGCGCCCCCACUUCUCUCCCGUCUGUCAGAGACCCUGACUGGGGACAACACUAUAAGUGACUCCAUCCCCUGCUCGCCCCUCGCCUUCCCUGGCUCCCCCCUAGGACAGCACUUCUCUAUGGGCUCCAUGGGAAAGUCUCCUCUGGAUUGGUAUUUUGUAAAUGAGAUGGAUGAACGGGAGAAACACAACAACCGCAGCCACAGCCCAGAACACAAGGACUCAGAGAAUGGAGGAGACAGUGGGUGUCCAAGUGAAGGGGACCCCAACGAUGGGGGACAUUACUCUUCUCUACACCAACACUCAGUCUUGCUGACAGAUGAGAAAUGGAGUGUCUACCACACUUCUCGUUCUCACGUCCACCGGCCAUCCUGUGUUGCUGUGGAGGUGGAGAGACUCGACUCCAUGAUCCUGGAGAGGAAGACCGGGAAGUCCAUCCUGGGGAAAGUCCACCUGGCGAUGGUGAAUUACCACGAGGGUGGUCGGUUCUGUGAAAAGGAGGAGCAGUGGGACCAGGACUCAGCCAUGUACCAUCUGAAGACGGCAGCCAUGUGUGGGGAACUAGAGGCUAUCAUUGCCCUGGGACAGUGUUACCUACAGCUGCCACACCAUAUACUGUCAGAGAUUGAGCUAGAGGACAACUCAGGGAGCCGUAUGAAGGGUUUCAAGUUCCUGCUGCAGGCUGCUGAGGCAGGAGACAGACCCUGUAUGAUCCUGGUGGCCAGGGCCUUCGACACCGGCAUCAUCCUCUCACCAGACAGGUCCCAGGACUGGAAGGAGGCGGUGAGCUGGUACAACUGUGCCCUGAACAUGACGGACUACGACGAGGGGGGCGAGUUUGACGGCAUGCAGGACGAGCCUCUCUACCUGCUGCUGGCCAGAGAGGCUGAGAUGUACCAGGAGGGGGGCCAUGGCCUGGACCGAGACCCACAGAGAGCAGGUGAUCUGUUCACACAGGCAGCAGACGCAGCCAUGGAAGCAAUGAAAGGCCGACUGGCCAACCAGUACUAUAUGAAAGCAGAGGAGGCCUGGGGCAUGAUGGAGUAGGAGACAGAGGGGACGUCACUCUGCAAGGCCAAAGGAAUCGGCUAAUGUAGUGAUGGAUACUUCUCCCUAAUGUUUUAAAGUUUACAGACUGUGAUUUCCUAAAUGCAGUGUGAGUGUAUGAUCUGUGUGUGACCAUUUAUGCAGCUGUCCUCUGGCCUAACUGUGUUUCUUGGUGAUAACUGAAGGAAUUGUCUUUAUUUUACACUUUCUAUUUGGAACUGGUCUUUGUCUUUUCAUCUAUUUUCCCCUUUUCUAUUCCUGUCCCCAUUGCCCUUUUGGAUAUACAGUGUAUUCAGACCUCUUGACCUUUUCCACAUUUUGUUACGUUACAGCCUUAUUCUAAAAUGGAUUAUUUUAUUUGUUUCUUCUCAUCAAUCUACACACAAAACCCCAUAAUAACAAAGC
Messenger RNA from Oncorhynchus mykiss (rainbow trout), 3896 nucleotides. NCBI's taxonomy places the organism in Eukaryota, Metazoa, Chordata, Actinopteri, Salmoniformes, Salmonidae. The record is from RefSeq and is a predicted model, not a curated record.